AUGCAUUUGGGGAUUGAUGCCAGAAACAAAGAGCUGGAAAUGUCGUAUUUGUGCCUAAAAAAGAAUCCAAAGUCAUACCCUUCUUGGCAUCACCGCCAAUGGGCACUUUCGGCGCUUUCGAUGGGAGGGCAUCGUCCUGUUUCUGGCCGCUCAGCAAUUGAUGUCGAAUGGAACAAUGAAAUCCGUCUUUUGAAAAAGCUACUGGCAGUAGAUGGGAGAAAUUUUCAUGCAUGGAAGUACUUGCAUUGGGUUUGCGGCCAAAUUGACGCAAAGACUCUUUUUGAUGCACAAAUUAGCAGCCCAUCCUAUCCACCCGCCAGAUCGGGCUCUAAAAUUUUUGCCUGCAUCAUAAACGAGUGUCUUGGUGUGAACUUUUCUAAUUAUUCAGCAUGGCACUAUCUUUGUAGACAACAUCCAAAUAAAGAAAAGAUAUUAGAGCAAUCUAGGAAUGCCGUUUUUACUUCACCGUUUGACCAGUCUGCAUGGUUCGCUUAUAACAGCAUAUUGAAGACAGUCAGCCAUGAAGACAUCAAACUAGAAAUAGAACUUCUAGAGGAGCUGCGAAAGGAGGAGCCAAGGUGUCCCUAUUUGCUUCUAACUCUCGUUGGUGCCUCCAAUCUGCUUCAUGACCACAGGUAUGGGGCAGAAUAUAAAAGUUCUCUUUUUUCUUCGCUUAAAGAAAUCGACCCCAUGCGAGUAGGAAUGUAUGCCCAUCUUUCUGCUGGACAAUAA
Mitosporidium daphniae is the source of this 732-nucleotide messenger RNA. RefSeq lists its product as uncharacterized. Gene Ontology annotation, biological process: protein geranylgeranylation. The coding region runs from base 1 to 732 and encodes 243 amino acids. Lineage: Eukaryota; Fungi; Microsporidia. The record is from RefSeq and is a predicted model, not a curated record. The transcript has 2 exons. Gene Ontology annotation, molecular function: Rab geranylgeranyltransferase activity. Gene Ontology annotation, cellular component: Rab-protein geranylgeranyltransferase complex; cytoplasm.